Elephantulus edwardii (Cape elephant shrew) is the source of this 819-nucleotide messenger RNA. It is a transcript of the gene MISO1, whose product is annotated as chromosome unknown open reading frame, human C3orf33. The transcript is spliced from 5 exons. Lineage: Eukaryota; Metazoa; Chordata; Mammalia; Macroscelidea; Macroscelididae. The coding region runs from base 67 to 819 and encodes 250 amino acids. The record is from RefSeq and is a predicted model, not a curated record.
GUGGUGGCGUGGAUCUCGCAGUGGGCCGACGACCACCUGGUCCUCGUUCGGAACAUCAGCACUGGAAUGGCUGUCGCUGGAAUGAUAUUACUUUUAAGAAGUGUUCGAGUGACAUCAAAAUUCACAAGUUCUUCAGAUAUUCCAACAGAAUUUAUAAAAAAGAAUAUUAAACUACGCGGACGAUUAUGUCGAAUAACCGAACACGGGUUGGAAAUUGAACACGUUCCAAUUACUUUACCUAUUUUAUCUUCUUGGAAAAAAGAGCCGCGUGGUGCUUUGCUGGUGAAGCUGGCUGGGGUAGAGCUGACUGAACACGGGAAGGAAUGGCUACAGCAGGAGCUGAAACCUUCCCAGCUCCUGUGGUUCCAGCUUCUGGGAAGGGAGAACUCAGCCCUCUUUUGCUACUUAUUACUGAACAGGGGUGGAUAUUUUAAUGUGAGCCUGAAUGAAGAAAUUUUGAGAAGAGGUCUUGGCAAAACUAUUCUUGUUAAAGGACUGAAUUAUGAUUCCAAAAUGUAUUGGAAAAUUCACAGAAACUUACUUAAAGCAGAACUAGUGGCCGUAAAAAAAGGAGAAGGAAUAUGGAAGGAAGACUCUGAAAAACAAAGUUAUAUGGAAAAACUCAGAGGCUCCUGGAGAGAAAUAUGGAAAGAAGACACUUAUUUUUCAAAAAUUGGAUCAAAUUUCAACUUAAAAAAAGGUUAUUUUGACAAAUUCAGAAGGACUUAUGAAACAUACAAAGAAAAAGUGAAUAGCUACUCCUUAAUACUGAAGCUCAGAGAACUUAAGAGUCGCAUAUAUUUUUGGAGAAAAGAGUGA